AUGGUUUUGGGCGUAGAUCUGAAACGUUUCACACCAGAAAAUACUGAAAAGCCACACAUGAUGCCCGAGACAUUACUAGAAAAGCCAUAUCUCAAUUUAUACUUUGUCAAUUGUGAUGAUAAUGAAAUAUACCGUCAAACUGUUCGCCAGAAAAUUCGCGAUUGGGUCAAUAUUGUUACUGCUCCCUUAAAGAAAAAUCAAGAAUGGUUGAUAGUUUAUGUGACAAAACAAGAAACUCUUCGUGCUGCUAGAUAUUUUAAUAUGAAAGGAACAGUCUUUGAUAAAAUUAAAACUGAUUUUAAUGCUUCCAGGCGUGAUAGGCAAGAAGGAUUGGCUUUAACAUUUGAAGUUUUUAAUUUGUAUGAGGAGGCCUUAGUUCAAUACGAUGAAUUAGAAGCUUCUUUUUUCCAACAUCAAGCAAAUGUUGGUGAGCAUUUCUUGGAAUCAUGGAUUUAUUCAUCAUGUAUGAGUGUGGUCAGCGAAUGCGAAGAAUUGGCCCCAUUAACUUCCUUGGAUGAAUCUACUUCGAGUGCAUUCAAUGCUGCUAAAGGAGAGCUAUUGGAUUUGGCUAGGAAGCAGCUUGAUAAGUUAGGCAUUCAUUAUGGCCAUUUACCUGCCGCACUUCCAUUUACUACCGCUUUAGAUGAAGUAUCACUUCCAACAUCUCCAGCUUCUCCAUCUUCAGAGAGUGAAUCAAAAAAAAAAUUCUCGAUAACCAAUGAGGAACUGAAGGGAGCUAUUGAAUCAGAAGAUUCCGCUGCUUUUGAUUUAUUGUACUUAAGUGCAUCACAGCUGAUGGAAGAUUUACCAUGUGCUUAUGGUGAACAAGGGUGGACUGUUGUUGAAAAUAGUCUUUUAUUCAAGUAUGCUGAAUGUCAGAAAGAAUUGGAAGAAGCUAUUUUUUAUAUGGAAGAAGUGAAAAAAUUGUGUGGAUCUCUUGAAAAAGACGAAGAUAUUGUUAGGCCCUUUAAACCAAUGUUUCUAGUCACAGUAACAGAUAUAGUCGACGAUAUAACAGAUGCAGAUGGACCAUAUUUGGCGAUGGACAUCACGUUAAAUGGAAGUAUUCCGGUACGAAUUCUUGAAACAUCCCUGGCUCCGUCAAAGGUGUAUGAUGUGGUGGAUGACCCAGCUGUAUCGACACCGGUUAUAGUGGAGAAAUAUAUUGAGCAUACUUUAAAUAAGAUUUUGAAAGCCAGAAAUUUAUUACAACAUUCACGGUUCCUUCUCGAGAAUGCUAAAGAACAUUUACUUAAAUCAGUAGACUAUGUCUCAUAUGGAAUGUCAGAUAUAUUAGAUUUGGGUGAAUUGGAUGUUUCGCAGUCCGUUUAUGAUGACAUUGCAACUGUUGCUAAUCAUAUCAAAUCCUCAAUAUCAUUUCCUGUUGAUGUACCUUCAUCUAAAGUGCUAAAUACUGUGGAAUUGAUUAUAUCAAAACCUAAUGAUUUGGUAGUUGGAGAGCCAUGUCAUUGUCGCUUGAUUAUUCGACAUUCAUCAUACUGGAAUCAUACAUCAUUAACAGAGCACAAAGACACUUUUGAAUUCUUUUAUGAUGUUCAUGUUGGGGAAACUAAAGAAUUUCCAAUAACCCUUGUCCCUCUGAAAACAGGAAGCCUUCUUGUACCCCUCAUCCGAAUUGCUAGUCCCUCUCAAAAUAUGUUUUCUGAAACAGUUUAUCUUAACAAUGCCGAACAAGUUCUCGUCCGACCCCGAACACAAUCUGCGACAUUCUUUAUUGAACAGCAACAUCGAAUUCAUUCUCUUCAUUCAGCUACCGGAUUUGGUGCACCUGAACAUCAUAAUGAUUCGGGUCUAGAUGAGAUUAAUAUGGAUUGA
Molecule: messenger RNA, 1836 nt
Organism: Racocetra fulgida
Lineage: Eukaryota; Fungi; Glomeromycota; Glomeromycetes; Diversisporales; Gigasporaceae
Source: the annotation of a GenBank genome assembly